Messenger RNA from Lineus longissimus, 1131 nucleotides. RefSeq names its product putative aldolase class 2 protein PA3430. Lineage: Eukaryota; Metazoa; Nemertea; Pilidiophora; Heteronemertea; Lineidae. Gene Ontology annotation, cellular component: cytoskeleton. Bases 96 to 959 code for a protein of 287 amino acids. The record is from RefSeq and is a predicted model, not a curated record. The transcript has 6 exons. Gene Ontology annotation, molecular function: actin filament binding.
AUAGAUUUCUAUCUCUCCGUGUGCAAAACCGCCGCACACAAUACAAUUCUUCCAACGAAAUAUUUUGUUCAAUUCUGACGAUCGGAACAGGCAGGAUGAUGAUCAAACUGAGCAAAAUCGUGGGACUUCUGAACAGGACAGUAUCAAACCAUGGCACGAGGUGGGGAAUCACAAAUAUAGGUAAAAGACAGCUUCACGCGGCCGCAAGGGCGGCUGCCAAUCGGCAAGCCAGGGUUGAGCUGGCGGUGGCACACAGGCAGAUGGACAGUUUGGGAUUCAGUGAAGGUGUAUGCAAUCAUCUCACAAUGAUGGCACCAGCUACCGACAGAGAUGGUGAAGUCAUGCUGGUUUGCGCUCACGAAACGCAUUGGAGUAAGGUCACGGCGUCGUCUUUAGUUGGCCUCGAUGAAGACAUGUCUGUCGUUGAGGACUUCAUAGGUGGCCAGAAGGUUGACGUGGCAGCGGCCACUAUUCACAGUGGUAUCAGGAAAGUAAGGAAGGAAUUAAAGUGUGUCAUGCAUGCCCACCUUCCAUAUGCCACUACGCUAGGCAAUAUCAAGGAAUCGCGGCUGUUAAUGAUACAUCAGAACAUGCUACGCUUCUACAAGGGUGUUGCUUAUGAUGAAAAUUACGACGGCUGGGCCGAGUGCGUGACGGAGGGACAGCGGCUUGGAGAGUGUCUCGGGAAGGACAAUGACAUACUGAUGAUGUGCAACCAUGGUGCAAUUACUACUGGAGGGAGGGUGGCAGCUGCUUUCGACAAGAUGUACUACUUGGAGAGGGCAGCUAUGUUCCAGGUGAUGGCUCUCUCAACUAAUCGUGAGCUACGAAUGAUCCCCGAAGACAUCUGCCGGAAGACGUAUGAACUGUCUCGGCAUGGAAUGGAACGCUACAUAGAUGCACAUUUCACUGGUGUGAUGAACGUGGUAACCAGUGUCACACCAGAUGUCUUGGAUUGAAUUUUUGAUGGCUGUACUAAAGGAAAAAGCAAACUAAUGAAUGGGACAACAUCCAAACAUAUUGUAUUUACUACGCUCAACUACAUGUAGUCCAAAUAAAUAAUUUGUGAUCUUGAUUGGAUCCCUUUACUUGUAAAUGGAGUCAUUUGAUAAUAAGAUCAUGAUAUCAAAA